Messenger RNA from Pomacea canaliculata, 1550 nucleotides. RefSeq lists its product as uncharacterized. The record is from RefSeq and is a predicted model, not a curated record. Lineage: Eukaryota; Metazoa; Mollusca; Gastropoda; Architaenioglossa; Ampullariidae. The coding region runs from base 340 to 1263 and encodes 307 amino acids. The transcript is spliced from 3 exons.
AGAAAGGUGACGUAUGCACGAUGAUCGGAACAGAGUUAAGGAGUGACAGCCUCAAUCCUAAAACCUGGAAGUAGGCAGAGAUGGCGAGACGUGAACUGUGACUCGCCCUUGCAGCAGCUCGGCCUCACCUGGCGUCCGCUCGCUGCCAGAACCCACCUGCAGCCGCAGCCAGCACGCCGUGCGCCUCGUCAAGUGACGACAGCAGCCACACCGCCCACUUGGUGCAUUUCAUCGGUGGCAGACUAUACAUGGCGUUGAUAAAAUGAAGUUUGCUCCUAGCUGCCAUUUGUUCAGUAAACGGGCCCCAUACCUUCUCACCUGGAUGAGCGGAGGCUGAAGAUGCAAAGAAGAGUGCCUUUGGACAAAGUAGUCUGGAUCGCCAAGUAUGAGACAGCUGGAGGUCGUCGUUUCUCACAGAUAUCGGGGAAUUCAGCCUCCAGAAAACCCACACCCUCUCAAAAAAGCUCAUGUCCUCCCCAAAGAUCUGUCCAUCGACGAAAUUCGGAUCCUAAUUCCUGGCCCACAAAAUCCUUCGAGCUCCUCAACAAAGAUAGGGUUCGCGCAGCAUCGGCCCAGCCAAGAACUCAGGUCAGCGGAGACAUCAGUGAAAAAGCGAAUACUUCGACGGGUUACAAUGAAUGGACGCCUGUACCCUCCGUGGAGAGUGGUUUGGUUAAGAAAACGUCUGACACUAUCCAGGUGUCCGUGCAGGACAUGGUAUCGUCUUCUUCACGCAGGUCCUUGUCGUGUAAAGAAGAUGCUAGCUCUUCCAUGCGGAUAUCGUCUGCCUCGACGUCGCAGGGGGUCAAAAGCAGUCGGAUGAAGGGUCAACGAGUCCUGUCCAUCGACUGUGCCACGCUGUUUGCCAACGAGACAUGGUACAAGAAAGGUCGCAAAUACCUGUCCAACCGACGCAGCUACCUUGCCGACGUCUUCAAUGAUAACACCGACGAUCUUGAAAUGAUGUGUGAGCGCCUAUGCAACCCCACUGCUUCUUCACGUGCUCGCCAGGUCGUGCAGCGCCAUCGCCGUUCGGCCAGCAGCAGGGACCAUGUAUCGUCUACCGAAAACAACUCCAACUCCUUCGUGAUGGACCCGCAUCGCGUCACAGGCUCUCGCAGUGUGGGGGAGAGAGAGAUGAAGGCCAGUGUAGCCAGGCCGAGUCAGGGGAGAUCGCCGGAUGUCUUCAUCAGAAAGACCCCUCGUGACUUUACUGCCAUCAAUAACUCUGGUUGGAUGAAAAUAGAGUCUUUUGCCGAAUAAAAGCUGUGCAAAUAACGUUCCUAUUCGCAGUUUAUUCCCAGAGACAGGUGGAAAUUAAUGACUCGCUUGCUCUGUGAAUGCACUUGAACACCUGCGAUGUGCCUCAGAACGUUUGGGUGGUGGGAGGGAGGGGAAAAAGGACGAGACGAUACCUUUUUGAAGUUUUUAGAAAAUAAUUUAUAUACAUGUCUUUUUUUAGAGGGAUAAGUACUUGUCAUAUCCCCCUUUUUUACGUUUGAUUUAGACAAGAGUAGUCGUGUUACUGAAUAAAUGUAUCCCAAGAUGUC